AUGGAGGUCGACCCAGACUUGGCGCUGUUCCACAAGCAGAAGGAGUUGAAGGCACAGGCCCGUGAGGAGAAGGCUAGGAAGGCCCUAGAGCGCAAGGAAAAGGCUGCUGAAAAAGCUGCUGCAAAGGCAGCUGCGAAGGCAGCUGCGAAGGCAGCAAAGGCCGAAAAGGCAGCUGCUUCUGGGAAGCGCAAAGGGAGCCAAUCAAAGGAAGAGGACAACGAAGAGGGCAAUGCCAAGAAGAGCAAGAAAUCCGAGCCUAGCGAUGAAAGCGCAGGAAAGCAGAACAAGGCAGGAGAAUUAAUUGAGUUGGAGCCUGCAUUCAUGGUUGGCCUCACGAGACCAACAUCUGAUGAGUGUGCACAGAAGUCGUACACUGUGUAUCCGGGCGACACUGUGGAUGAUGGCUGCAAGAUUCAGGUAGUUCCAUACCAAAACCUGUUCUAUGUGAAACACACAGCCGACACGGAGUUCUCGAAUCUUGUUCGGAAAGCCUUGGCUUUGCAGAUCAACCAGAAGUCGGGCACGAAUGUCAACUACAAGAAGUUGGGCAUGGCCAAGGCGUUUAAGGUUGCAAAAGUCCUAGCAGGAUGGGUGGUCAAAGCGGAUCGGAAACUCAGCUCGGAUGAAGCUGUGAUGGUGGCUGUGGAUCACGUACACUAG
This is a messenger RNA of Symbiodinium sp. CCMP2592, 660 nucleotides long. The record is from the annotation of a GenBank genome assembly. Lineage: Eukaryota; Dinophyceae; Suessiales; Symbiodiniaceae.